CCGCAGAUUAUGGGCGGGUCUUCUCCGUGCUGCCAGUCAGCUUCCUUCCUCUUUGGCUACAGCUAGUAUUAGCUCCUACAACGUGAUUAGAGCUGCAAUAAGGAGGCUAACAGCGUAGGAGUGGCAAGUCCAGAGUUCACGGGAAUUUGAAAAACAUAUAAUAAAGAUGGCAGCCAUCAGGAAAAAGUUGGUGAUUGUGGGGGACGGAGCGUGUGGUAAGACCUGUCUCCUCAUCGUCUUCAGUAAGGACCAGUUCCCUGAGGUCUACGUCCCCACAGUGUUUGAGAACUACAUUGCAGACAUCGAGGUGGACUGCAAACAGGUGGAGCUUGCGUUAUGGGACACAGCAGGCCAAGAGGACUAUGACCGGCUGAGGCCCCUCUCCUACCCUGACACUGAUGUUAUCCUCAUGUGCUUCUCCAUCGAUAGUCCCGACAGUUUAGAAAACAUACCCGAAAAAUGGACGCCUGAAGUGAAGCAUUUCUGCCCCAAUGUCCCAAUCAUCCUGGUCGGCAACAAGAAAGACUUGAGGAACGAUGACCACACACGCAGAGAGCUGGCCAAGAUGAAGCAGGAGCCGGUGAGGCCAGAGGAGGGUCGGGACAUGGCGAACCGCAUCAGUGCCUUCGGCUACCUCGAGUGCUCGGCCAAGACCAAGGACGGUGUGCGCGAGGUGUUUGAGAUGGCCACUCGGGCGGCCCUGCAGGUUCGCAAGCGCAAGAAGAGGGGCAUGUGCCUGCUGCUGUGAGGAGGAGCCUGACCGGCAUAGGAGGGCCUACAAGAUGAAACCUUUAUACCAAUGGUUUUGGUGGACUGUAUUUACAUAAGGAUACACCAAUAACAUGCCACGGCAAACUGAAAGACUGACACACUUGUUGAAAACCUUAACAGAUCAGCCUUUUACUGUCUCCAUUUCCCUCUGCUCUCACAUUUCCUUCUCUUGUUUACUGUCUUUCUGUUCCUUCUUUCACAAACACACCAGCCUGUGUACGUAAGGGGCCUGCCCCAUCUCCUGUUUGUUUGUAUGAGUGUGUUUUCUAUUUAUAUGUGUAUAAUCUUGACAUAUAUAUUUUCAACUGGCCAACCGCUUCUGUGUUGAUUGUUUACAGAUAGGGGCUAAGGGCUUGCAUUUUCAAAGGGCAAACUACUGGUGGAAACCACGUCCACAUAAAACACUACUUUAGAGUCAACGUAAACGGGAAGCCUCUGGUUAAAAGCACAUGCUUCACGCAUCGCUGGUAUUCCAUCUCAUGUCCGUGCCUGCUUUGAUUUGUUUCCAUCUAUUCGCAUACAACAACACUUAUAUUGGGACAUUUUUAACUAAUAGUGGCUAGUUUCAUUAUAUCAGCCUAUAUAUAACAUAACUGCAGUGUUUCUGACACGUGUGUCUUAACGUCCAAAAACAAUACUCUACAUAAUGCAAUACUGGCUGAUGCUCAGUGGGCAUGUCUAUUUCAUAGAUGCCUUAUGCAGUCCUUAUGAGAUAAAUUACGAUCUAUUCUGUUUCACAUAGUCAUACGGACGGAUUUCUAGGUAUUUGGUGACAUUACAAAUGAUAUGUUGCAAUUAAAUGGUUUUGGUUUGUUGAUCAGAGCUCCAACCAAGAGCGCCAACCUUAAACAGUACUACUCUUAAUGGCAAACGGCUUAAUUAGGUUAUUUUGGCAUGGGUAACUUAAUAUAUGUGCCAUUUUUUUAACUGUAAUCACAGCUUUGUAAAUAUAUAAACAUGUAGACAUUCCUUAAGACCAAACCAGUGUCCCUAGAGUUAUUUUUACAAUUCAACAUUCAAAACCUAGCAGAUUCUAAGACUUUUUGAUUGCUUUUCAGUUCAUGUAAUGAAUCAUGACAUGGUCUUCAUUUGCCUUAUAUGCAUCAAAGCUUAAAGUACUUUGUGAUCCAUCCAUCCAUUAAUGUGAUACGUCCAAGAACAACCUCAAAUACAAGUACACUUGAUGGCCUAACAUGGUGAGAGUGGAUCUAUGCUGCCAAUCAACGUUAAAACAACCUUUUGGUUGCCAGUGCUUAAGCAGUCCAAGAACUAGUCAGAAAGCUUUGGGCAUAGAUCAACGGCCCUCCUAUCUGUAAUGUCCCAGAAUAUUAGCCACAGACACCCAGAACAAGACGCUGACAUAAUGAUGGUUUUACAAACCGGACUGGGGCCCGCAUUCAGUGUCUGAGUAAAAUAUGUUAAUAAAGUAUUUUUGAAAUGCAA
Molecule: messenger RNA, 2214 nt
Organism: Gadus morhua (Atlantic cod)
Lineage: Eukaryota; Metazoa; Chordata; Actinopteri; Gadiformes; Gadidae
Product: rho-related GTP-binding protein RhoA-D
Exons: 5
Coding region: 167-748 (193 amino acids)
Biological process (GO): small GTPase-mediated signal transduction
Molecular function (GO): GTP binding; GTPase activity
Source: RefSeq, a predicted model, not a curated record